AUAAGAGAGCUGUGUAUGUGUUUUUUCUCAGAAACAUACACUCAUAAGAGAACAUGAGGCAGACAAUCCUUUUAUCUCUCCUGUGCUCUCUCCUGAGCUGUAGCCUCACUUUUGACAGAUGUCUUUCCGCGAAUAGAGGAAAUGUACUACAGCAACCUUACCAACUGGAGGUAAAUUCUGGGGAAAGUGCUGUCAUGAAGUGCACUAUAAAGGAAUAUAGAACUAAAGGAGCAAAUAUGAGGAAGCGUUUCGAGAAAAUUUUGUUCAUCGGACCUAGUGGUAGUACUAUAGCUACAAAUUAUGAGGAUCGCUUGUCAUGGUCUGGAGAUAUGACAGACUUUAUUUUAACAUUAAAUAAUCUUACAGUAAAUGACUCCGACAUUUAUCUUUGCGAUACAAUAACACUGGAUACUACUGAGAUCUGUUCUUUUGGAACCUUACUCAUUGUGCGUCCACAAGUCGAAAAAGCAGUAUAUCAAGAUAAAGAUGCAGCCAAUGAGGAACAAAUCUGUGGAAAAACUUCAUUUUCUCUCAUUUCGUAUAUCAUCAUUCCGGCUUUGUUUGUUCUCUGUGUGGUUAUUUUCAUGUAUAUGAAACGUAAAAGAACAAAGGAAAAACAAAGCUUCAAUCAAAACACAUAUGUCGAUAUGACACAAACCCUCCGUCGGAACACAAUGGGAAAUUCUUUCAUCUAUAACCAAACUCAAAAUGGAUCGGUUCCUACUUAAUUUUACAUUUGAUUUUAUUUCAAAUGUUGCCUCUAAUACAGCGAGGCAUUUUAUGGACUAUGAAAAAAGUGUGUUUUGUUUCUACCCUGUUUGCAAAUGUUUAUAUGCAUCUGGUGGUGCCUGUAUAGUUAAAAAUGCAUUAGUCAGUUUUGCAUGAUCAAGUCUGGUUGCCAUGGUAUCAAGGAGUAAAGUGAGUACUCUGAUUACCUGUGGCCUGCUGGGUCACCCCAUGCCUGUUGGGUGCAAAGAUUUUGUGCCUUUCUCAGGGGUUAGGACUCAAGGUUGGAAUUAGGCUUUUAUCCCCUUCCUGACCAGACACCUUUUGCUUUUUUUGGUACAUGCAGAUACGAUAGCUAUAAAGUUUUCAAUAAUCUGGCAUCUGGCUUUAUUGUCAUGUCAUUUUUAUUCUAGUACAUUAUUAUUUGUGCCAAUUGUAUAUAUUUUGCCAUAUGUAGUAUAUAUAUAUAUAUAUAUAUAUAUAUAUAUAUAUAUAAUGAUACAGAUGCAUUUAUCAGCAAUAUCUUAUUUUGCUUUUGUAGACAAUAGAUACAAUCAAAUAGUGAUGCUCUUAGCUUUAUCUUUAUCAGUUAUUAAACAAUCACAUGACACAUAAACUGUACGUAUCACCCGUUUUGCUUAAUAGCUGUGCAUGAUAUUGCAUGUUUUGCCUGGGGCCCCUCUAAGCUUAAAGGGGUACUCUGCCCCUAGACAUCUUAUCCCCUAUACAAAGGAUCUCUGCGGGGGCACCCCAGUCAUCCGGUGCAUGGAGUGAACUUUGUUCCUUGCCUGAUGACAAGGGGUGCAGUGCUGGAGGCUCAUGACAUCACAGCCACGCCCCCUUGUGAUGUCAUGCCCUCCCUCUCAAUGCAAGUCUAUGCCCUCCCAUAGACUUGCAUUGAGGGGGCGUGGUCGUGACAUCACAAGCCUACGGUGCCACAACCUGCAGUCUAAACUAACACGGGGUGCUGCAGGGAGAUGGGGGGGGGGGGGUCCCAGCAGUCCCUAGGGGAUAAGAUGUCUAGGGGAGGGGUACCCCUUUAAUCUGUAUUGACAAAUUUCCUAGUAAUGAUGCCCUGGCUGAUGGUGUGUGGAAAGCCUAUGAUGUUAAAUGUGCAGUGUAAACAUUUUUAUCUUACACAGGGCUUAAUACUUUUGAUAUUUAUAAAGAUGU
Molecule: messenger RNA, 1899 nt
Organism: Hyla sarda
Lineage: Eukaryota; Metazoa; Chordata; Amphibia; Anura; Hylidae
Exons: 4
Coding region: 54-728 (224 amino acids)
Biological process (GO): adaptive immune response
Cellular component (GO): membrane
Molecular function (GO): signaling receptor activity
Source: RefSeq, a predicted model, not a curated record